Acanthaster planci (crown-of-thorns starfish) is the source of this 6009-nucleotide messenger RNA. RefSeq lists its product as uncharacterized. NCBI's taxonomy places the organism in Eukaryota, Metazoa, Echinodermata, Asteroidea, Valvatida, Acanthasteridae. Gene Ontology annotation, biological process: amino acid transmembrane transport. Gene Ontology annotation, molecular function: L-amino acid transmembrane transporter activity. Gene Ontology annotation, cellular component: membrane. The record is from RefSeq and is a predicted model, not a curated record.
GCUAACGUACAUGUACAUGUCACACUGGAUUUGACCUGAAUAAAGAAGACCUUGUCGACGUGUAUCGUGUAUGUAGUGGUUGAAGUGAUCGUUUGGAACAAUUUAUCUCAUUUUCACCUCAUGUAAACAAGACAAUUUUGGUUUAAUACACAUGCAUCAUCUUCUUCAAGUCGUCACCUUCCCAACCCUGGUUACCCAUUCACAACAGAGCAGUCCUAACUUCUAAGUCCACCAUUGCCUCCGAUGAAACCUCACGGGAUCCAUACAGUCCUCACAGUAACAUUAUAGCUGGCAACAACCAGCUCACGGAUACCGGUGACAAGAAAGAGAUGGCCAAUCUAGUGCCUUGGAAUGCUGUCAUUAACCUCGGCAAUAGCAUCAUUGGGGUCAGCAUAUUAGCAAUGCCAUGGUGCUUCCGAGAGUGUGGCGUAGUUCUCGGCAUUGCUUUGUUGUUGUGUGGAGGGUUCAUGACAAAAACCUCGUGCUACUUGCUUCUUCGUGCAUCCAAGGUCAGCAGAAGGCACUCGUAUGAGUUUUUAGCACAUCAUGCACUUGGAGUAGCGGGCAAGAUGCUGGUGGAAUUGUCCAUUAUUGGGCUGUUGAUGUGCACCUGUAUAGCCUUCUUUGUUAUCAUCGGGGAUCUAGCCCCUUCCAUUGUGGCCAGGUGGCUCGGUUUACAGAACUCCUGGCAAUUGAGAUGUUGUUUACUAGUCUUAGUGGCCGUGUUUAUUGUUCUACCUCUUGGAAUGAAGCGCAACAUAGAGAGUCUUGGAAGCCUCAGCUUUAUGUCCAUAUGCUUCUACCUUCUCUUUGCUGCUGACAUCCUUUGGGAUAGCUUACCCAGUCUACUGUCUCUCAAGUGGAUGGAGACGAUGGAUCUUUGGCGGUUGCCAGGGUUACUGAAAGGACUCUCCAUCUUCUCAAUGUCUCUCUGCUGUCAGACGACCCUGUUCGUAGUCUACGAUUCCUUACAAGAGAAAACAGUGAAACAGAUGGAAGCUGUGGUGUCCAAGUCAGUCAACAUGGUCGCCAGCAUCUACAUCCUGGUUGGCUUCUUUGGGUAUGUGUGUUACUACCAAGACGGCGUUAAAGGCGACAUUCUACUCAACUUUCAUCCCUCGCUCGUGUCGGAGAUCUUGAGGAUAGGUUUUACGGUGUCAGUGGCACUGAGUUUCCCCCUCUGCAUUUUUCCCUGCAGGGCCAGUAUUUAUACACUUUUCUGCCAUUCGGCCCACAGUCUUGAGAACCCCCAUGGGGGCGGGGACUUCAUACCUCCCACCAAGUUUAAUCUCAUUACUCUGAUGAUUGUGGCUGCAACUCUCGUGGUUGGAAUAACAAUACCUAAUGUUGAGACGAUUCUGGGGUUGACCGGUGCAACCAUGGGAUCUUUAAUUGGCUUCAUCAUCCCAGCAAUAAUCUAUCUACGUACCACAGGCGUACCCAACAAGACUACCGCCAAGGUCAUUUUAGUACUCGGGGUGCUGCUGUUGGUGUGCAGUACCUAUGACAACCUUAGCACGACGACGACUCCUGAGCUGGAGGUGCCGGCGCAUGCAGUCGGCCAUGUGCCUGACAAGGUGCCCGUGGUACCAGACAAAGUGCCAGUGAAUCCUGAUGUGAAUGAGAAAGGAGACGCGGGUGGUGAUGUCAUCAAAGAAGGAGACAAAGCAGCCAAUCCGGUUGCAGCGGACAAGAAGGAGGGGGAGUUGAAGGAGAAGCCUGACGAGGGAGGAGGCGAUGCCAAGCAAGAAGAGAAGAAAGACAUGCAAGACAUGGUUGACAAACGACAAGAGCCGCCCCAACCACAGGCCCCAGAUUCCAAAGAGAAUGCGGCAGACAAAAAGGAAGAUGUGGGGAUUGUGGACAAGAGAGACCAGCUUCAGGAAAAACCAGACAAGGAUAGCAAAGAGGACAAGAAGGAAGAGGGCAAGGCCGACGGUCCCGAAGGGGAAAAGAAGGAACCGGCUCGUCACAAGGAUGACGUUGACGGUGGGAAGAAAGAAGUCAAAGAUGACAAAGAUGAGAAGGAGAAUGAGGAGAAACGGAAGGAGCUAGAGAAGAAGGAACAGCAGCUGAAAGCCAAGGAGGAGAAUUUGGACAAGAUUGUUGAGGAUAAAUUUGCUGAACAGCAGCAGCAGCAAGAGGAGCAGAAGAAGAAACUUGAAAUGCUGGAGGAGAGACAACAGCAGCAAGAAAAGAUCAUCGAAGCGCAAGCGGAGGUCAUUGAGGAACUGAAAAUCCAACAUCAGGAUCCCCCUGACAUAGGUGGGGGCAUGCCAGUUGGGGGUGCCAUCGAUGAACUGAUGGGCGUGCAGUUAGGCGACGGUCCGAUUGGAGGGCAGGUGGACGUCAACGCGCCCGCCCUUCAAGUAGGCAUGCAGCAACAACAGCAGCCUGUAGUGCAGCAACAACCAGUUGUCCAGCAGCCUGUUGUGCAGCAACAACCUAUAGUGCAGCAGCAGCCUGUAGUGGUGCAGCAGCAGCCUGUAGUGGUGCAGCAGCAACCUGUAGUGGUGCAGCAGCCUGUAGUGCAGCAACAGCCUGCAGUGCAGCAGCAGAUGGUCCCACAGGUUCCAGUCAUUCAGCAGCAGGACAUGCAGCCAGGAUUGCAGCAAGGCAUUGCACCUCGGCCCGGGAUGCAGCAACACGCAGCAGGACAACCGAUGGUUCAGCCAGGCGGAGCCGGACAACCGGUGAUUCAGCAGGGCUUGGCAGGGCAAGCUGCACUCCAACAGCCUGUAGUUGGACAACCAGAUAUUCAGCCAGGUGGUGCUCUGCAAGGUGGUUUAGCACCCCAAGGUGGUUUGGCACCCCAAGGUGGUUUAGCACCCCAAGGUGGGUUAGCACCCCAAGGUGGUUUAGCACCCCAAGGUGGUUUAGCACCUCAAGCUGUUGUACAACCCAUUGACACAGGAGACCAACUUGUGAACAACGAUGCUCACAUCGUUCGACGGGAAGCUCCACUGAAUCCUCAGCUGCAGCAACAAAAUCUUGAUUUAGUGCAGCAACCGCCGCAGCCACAGCAGCAACAGAUUCUACAAAACCAGCAGCAGCUCCCCAAUCUGCAACAGCAGCAGAUUCAGCAGCAGGGGCAAGUCCCCCUCCAGCAACAGGUGGGCGGCAAUUUGCCGGUGCAGCAGCAACAGCUCAACAUGCAAAACCAGCAGCUCAACGUAGCUGGUCAGCAACAACCCUUGCAACCGAAAAUGCCUGGGGAGCAGUUGCAACCGGUGAACUUGCGGGGGGCUGUGGCCCAGCAGCGACAGCUUCUGCAGGGGGAGUCUCCGGGACCCGCCGGAGCAGACGGAGUACCAGACACAAGAGCUGAAGUCGUGGAACAAAACAACAAUGGCAACAUCGGGGAACUAGACAAAAAACAGUUGGAUGGAGAUGUUGACAAGAGUGAACAUGUGGGCAUCGGCAACGGAGAAAACGCUCCCAUGGCGCAUGCCAAUAACCCGAUAGAGGAAAACAGUGAGAGGAAGGGAUCCAGAGAAGAGCAUGUGCGGCUGGAGAAAGAUGAACAGCUGUCCAAAGAGGAACAGGUAGAGAAGAAAGGUGGCCAGGUGGAAAAGGAGACAGGAGAAAAGGGAGAUUCCAAAGUACCUGCCGGGGAAGAGGUCCUUGUGAGAGAAAAGCAUGACGCCCCAGUGUUGAAGGUGCCAGAGGAGCAGCCCAAGCACCCAGCUGAAGAUUUCAAAGAGGAAACGAAGAAGGCCGAAGAGGAGGGUCAUCAAGAGAGGAAGGAUGACAGUGGCCAGAAGCAAGAGACGGUUGAGAAGAGAGAUGGCGACGAAGCCAAAAGGCAGGCAGACAAAGAGGAGGAAGUGAAUGAGCAUGAAGUGAAAUACAAGACCCGGCAGGAGAUGUCCGUCAAAACAACAGAGAAUCUCCAAGACAGGGAGUCUAGUGAAACUGCACCAGGUUUGAAGACAGAUACGCAAACUACCAACAGGGAGUCUGGUGAAACUUCUCCAGCCUUGAAGACAGACACGCAAACUACCAACUCAGGAGGAAAACUCAAGAUUCCCAGUAAUAAAAUCAGCACUCAAGAGACCCAAGGCACCGAUACACAUCUUCAUCAUUUAAGGAAACGUUGGGAACAGCGCCUUAAAAAAUUGAAAUUGCACCCCAGAGCGCAUUGAGUGAAAUCAUUGACAUUAUUAAAAUACUUUCAGCUAAUAUUUUGUACAAAAUACGAACACUUCUAUGAAAAAAAAAAGGAAUAAAAUACUUCAAUCCAUCUCAGAAAAAGUGAUACUUAGAAGAAGUGGAUCAGUUGUCUUGGAACUUUCUUUCAAGAAAUCGCCUGAAAAGACAUCUGGAGUGUCGGACUUUAGUUCAGGCAAAAAAACUCCUCCAGAAAGUUGAACUUGGAUGAAAUGAAUUUCAACCACAGAGACUAUACAGAACCAUUAAUCUGAAAAGAAAUUUAGUUUCCAGUGCCAAGUGGUGAUCUACCUGUUAGCACUUGCCUUCGAGAAGUUUAAUUCCUAUUGUUCAAGCUUAUUACUUUUAAAGUCAGCAUUGAAAAUCUACUUUUCAGAUGUUUCGCCCAUGAAGAUCUAUUUCAGCAUCUACUUUCAGCCCAUCUUCUGAAAAACUUGUCAACCAGACCCUUCACUUCAUCACCCUUUAAGCUUUUUAAUAGCAACUUUCCUCCAUAUUUCCUGUUUUGAGAAUGCAGGAAGUCCUGAAUUUACUCAUAAGCAUUCCAGAGGAAGAGAAAAAACAAUGGGAAAUAUUUUCCCACUAUAGGAAAAUAGUGAACAUAAGAAACAUAUUGUGAUGGUCAGGAAUGUUCAAGAUUUAAAAUUGAAACAAAAAAACUUGACUUUGAAUCUUUCUUUGGAAUGCUGCCUAUUUUAAGUAAAUUAUUUUUCUAAAGUUCAGUUAGCAUUUUUAUUGUGCCUUGAAUGAUAAUUGUUUUUUUUCCGUUUCCGUGUAUGUGUCAGUGUCCGUUUGAUGACGUUGGCUUUGAGAAUUAAAAUGUUUUUGUGCAUGUGUUUAUUUUUAAAUGUUAAUAUAGUUGAACCUCAUAUGGACAAGAUCCUUUGGACUUUCCAAUAACCAGUACAAGAACCUUGUUAUAACAAGACCGUUGUUUUAUCGGGAAUGUAAGACAAUACAAAAACCAUGUCCUUAAGUUUUCCUUGUUUUAAGCAGGACACUGUAUAUUAUAUCAACGGUUCUCUGUUUAUGGUGGUUCAGCUGUACAUAGGUAUUGAACUACUGUUUGCUUUUUGAACAAUACAUCUACCGUUCUGAUGCAUAAAUUGGACUGAUUUACUCGUCAUUUCACAAUGCUUUGCAAAGCUGUUAAUUUGCAUGGCACUGUAAUUCCGCCAUCAAAGACAACCCUACCAUGUUGCACCACAUUCUGUUGUUCAGCAGCCUCCUGGAAAAUUAUCCAAUAGCCGCGUAUAUCUGUGAUUUGGGAUGGCAGCCAUAUAGAUCACAUUUUGUUUUACAGGCAAAUUUGGGGUGUUUUUCCUCCGGGGACUUUUGUUGUUUACCCAUUGAGACGAUAAAAGAAUUAUUUAUCUUUCGGGGGGUUUUGUAUGGUGUUACAUGUAUUUAUUUCUACACUGGGCUGUUGUCAUUGAGUUGGAUGCUGGCAAAUGCGCCUUGUGGUCAACUGAUGAUGCCUUAGCUAUGCAAACCUUUCUACCUGUGCCCAUUAUUUGCAACCCGGACUAGGAUCUGCAUGUAUUUUGUGCUGGAUUUGGAGUUUAGCAUUUGAAACCUACAUGUGCGCAUAUUUUAGGUGUUGUCAUCUUAACAAGGAUAUAUGAUAUUUGGUGUUUUUUCCUUUGAGAAUAUCUGUCUUCUUAAUUUAAUACUGUCAACAGCACAUUUACCAUUUUAAAGCUGCAAGUGAGCAGAGGGCCCUUUUUUGUUAAAAUUAUUUGGGGAUCAACUUGGCAAAAAUUGUACGCUUUAUGAGUAGUGCUGAAUCGUCAUUUAUUGUGACACGUAAUAAAGCAUUUUGUGUAAUUUGUUUCAUAA